This is a messenger RNA of Parnassius apollo (apollo), 372 nucleotides long. The record is from the annotation of a GenBank genome assembly. NCBI's taxonomy places the organism in Eukaryota, Metazoa, Arthropoda, Insecta, Lepidoptera, Papilionidae.
AUGACCUCAAAAAGAAACAAAUUGAGCAGAGGCAAGCCAACAUAUUUGUUUCGAGAUGAUGAAUCUAACCACGAUCCAUAUUCUGACGAUGAUGGUGAAUAUGGUUCAGACCACAAUUACGAGCCCGCUGAUGAAGGUGAAGAUAGCAGCAGUGACUACAGUGAAAUUUUCGAUGUUCAUAGAAGUCGCUUUGAACGGAAUAGACAAAGAAUUGGGUCUGAAAGCGAGAAGUCGUAUCAUAGUUCUGCUGGCGAUCAAAGCGAUAAUGGCGAGCAGUUAGACCAGAAUUCUGUUAAUGAAAGAAGCUUUGAUGAAACCGAACAUUAUUCCGACAUAAGCGAUUGUAGUAUUUUCGAUCACCAUCAAAUUUAA